GCACCAUGGGCGUUGUAGUUCCGGGUUGCUGAUUGAUUCGCAGGGAUGCGGACGGAACUGGACUACAAUUCCCACAAUGUCCCUGCUGCUGAGUGACCGCAUGCGCAUUGUACAGGAGGCGUCUGGAGAAGACUCAGGGUUGGAAUGCAGGCGGUUGGAACUCGAGUGGUAGCCUGGCUCCGAUUGCAGCUGGAGGCCUGCAGCAGGCUGCACCACCACCACUACAGCCAUGGCAGCACGGAAUCUCUCAAGAAGACGGCACUAUAUGAGUUCCAUCAGAGUAAAGGAGCUCGGAUGGUGGAAUUUGCAGGAUGGAGUAUGCCUGUUCAGUAUAAGGACAGUCACAUCAACUCGCACCUGCACACCCGCCAGCACUGCUCAUUAUUCGACGUAUCCCACAUGCUACAGAGCAAGGUGACGGGGAAGGACCGAGUGAAGUUCAUGGAGAGUUUGGUCGUUGGGGACAUCGCUGAGCUCAAGAACAACCAGGGUAUGCUGUCCCUAUUCACCAACGAUAAGGGAGGGAUAAAGGACGAUCUGAUUGUGACUCGGACGUCAGACGGAUACCUAUACAUUGUGUCAAAUGCUGGCUGUGCUGACAAGGACUCUGCCCACAUGAAAGAGAAAUUGGCCGAGUUCAAAGCCGCUGGGAAUGAUGUUGACCUGGAGUUUUUGGAGGCGGGACUGAUUGCGCUGCAAGGUCCGUCUGCAGCGAGGGUAUUACAGGAGGGUGUCUCUGAUGAUCUUUGCAAGCUGCCCUUCAUGUCGAGUGCCAUGAUGACUGUGUUUGGGGUACCAGGCUGCAGAGUGACUCGUUGUGGCUACACCGGAGAGGAUGGGGUGGAGAUCUCCGUCCCUAUUCAGCGCACGGUAGAACUGGCAGAGCUACUGUUGAGGAACAGUGAGGUGAGACUCGCUGGUCUUGGGUCGAGGGAUAGCUUACGCCUGGAGGCUGGGCUUUGUCUUUAUGGAAAUGACAUUGAUGAGACCACCACUCCAGUGGAAGCGACCCUUUUAUGGACCAUAGGUAUUCCACCUAAUCCCUUCGGAAAGCGGCGGAGAGCUGCUGCAGACUUUCCCGGAGCUUCGAUUAUCCUGAGACAGAUUAAAGAGAAAACUAAACGGAAGCGAGUGGGCCUGGUGUCGGCUGGCCCCCCAGUCAGGCAGCGCACACCCAUUUUAAACCCGGACGGAAAAGUCAUCGGGGAAGUGACGAGUGGUUGCCCCUCCCCCUGUCUGAAACAGAACAUUGCCAUGGGAUAUGUAGAUACGGAGUACAGCAAGCAGGGCACACCAAUAAACGUGGAGAUUCGGAAGAAGAUUGUGGAUGCCAUUGUCUCCAAGAUGCCUUUUGUACCGUCUAAAUACUAUACUGUGAAAUGACUGUCUCCUUUUCUGAUUGAGAGAAAUGAAUGCUUUGUAGAAGAUGAUCAGAUUUAAUUACAUAUUUUUAUAUUUUUAAUUGUUUUGUGUCUGCUUUUGGUUUACAAAGGCUAGCUGUUGACUUGUUCCAAUCUCCUACACUGCCGCAUUAAAGUAUAGUGAGUGUUUUCAGAGCGAUGGAAGAAAUUCCUUGAUAAGGAAUUAUGGUGAGAUUGCUGCUCAUCGUUGUCUGCUCUUGAUCCUUGCUUCAUCCACCUGAUCAACAUUGCUCUCCUCUGCGGAACCUACAACUGAUCCCGAGAGCAAGGCCAGUUGAACAGUCAAUAAACACUGCUCUUCACUAGCGGAUCGACACCCUUCAGACUCAUGAUGGCAGAGAUGGGCCAGGUGAAGAAUAAACCAGCCAAAAUUCUAGCGGGCAGCUCAGCUGCAGAAUCCUGUGUGUCUGACAGCUAACUGGAUUAGCUUUUGGUUUCCAGGAUAAAAGCAGAGCCGGCAAUGUACGAAGGGCUCAUGUCCUGAGUGGGAUUCUUUGUUCGGACCUUUAUUUUUGGGAGAUGGCUUCUUUUUUCACACCUACUUUCUCCUCAUCUGGCUGUCUUGCAGGUUCAGACCUCUUGCUGCUGUGCAGCACCAGUACCUUGGCUGUUCAUUGCGCAAGCUGGGGCAGGGAAAAUUUGAGGGAUGUUCGACUAGAGGCAGCAUUACCGUGCCAUCUAGUUCUUUGCAGCAGGGAAUGACGGAGAACUGGCAGCAAUUCAACCCUUUGCCGGUUGUUUCUCUCUCUCUCUCUCUCUCUCUCUCUCCCCCUCCGCCACCCCUCGCCCUCUCUCCCGUAUGCCCCAACCCAGGGUACUAUGAGAGCCCUGCUGUAAACAACUGAUUCAGCUUGAGCCAUGAGUUCAUGCGGCUCGGUGGGACACAGUACUUUUACAAUAGGGGGAUUUGACAAUGAAGGUGUGGUGACUUUUGGUCUAGAUGUAAUAAACAGUCUCAUCACAAUGAGAAGCUGUUUUGUGGGGACUGAGAUAAUUGCCUUACUUCUGUCAAGUUUCUGCAGACUAGCCUUUAUGAACUAAUCUUAGAUACUACAACUGUAAAUGAAUAUGGAGUUUUUACUAAUAUAACUAAUUAUAUUAUGAAUGAGGGUGUUGAUUAGACACUAAGCCAAUACCAAUAGAGAACUGACAAUACUGCUGAAUGAUUCCUGCAGUAACUGAAUAAUCAGCCACAUACUAAUUGGUGUGAUUGAAUUGAUAUGUGAAGGAGAUGAUCACUUUGGUAACUGCAGACAGUUUAAUGAAUGGUGCCUUGUGUUUACAGAUGGGGCUUGCCUGAUCUCUGUAGAAGAAGCAAUACCCUCUUGAGUAAAUGUUAAUUUUUUUUGUAUUUUCUUUAUGAAAUAUAUCUGUGGAAUAAUAAAAUACAGCAACAGCA
Molecule: messenger RNA, 2820 nt
Organism: Carcharodon carcharias (great white shark)
Lineage: Eukaryota; Metazoa; Chordata; Chondrichthyes; Lamniformes; Lamnidae
Gene: amt
Product: aminomethyltransferase
Exons: 9
Coding region: 145-1383 (412 amino acids)
Biological process (GO): glycine catabolic process
Cellular component (GO): mitochondrion
Molecular function (GO): protein binding; aminomethyltransferase activity
Source: RefSeq, a predicted model, not a curated record